AUGCCGCCAUUGCCCACUGGAGGAGACAAAGUCUGCGAGUUUGCCGCAGGAAGUGUCAUGAUCUGGGACUGGCACAACGCGCAGACGGCGGCCACCAUAACCCACACAAUCGUUCCGCACAUUACAGCAUACCCCAAUGGGAGCUCUGUCACCCACAACGAGACAAUCUUGGCAACCGCCACUUUACCCACAAACAUCAGCGUCAGCAGUACGAUGGUGGUCGAAGGCUUCACUAUGACUUACCCGGAAAUAUGGGCUCAGUACUCGAGCUUCUACUCGGCCGACUGUGCGGUAAGCACAAGCACAAAUGUAAUUUCGGAGUUCACAAACACAUACACCGAAAUUGGCUCCGACCCGUCUUGGACCAGCACUGUCACAAACCCUGAACGCACAGAGAGAUUCACGAUCCAGUCUGGUAGAGGAAUUACCCUGCCAGCGACAACCGACCCGGCGCGGUUUUUCUACAGGGCGGAGGGAUGGGACUAUGAUGGUAAUAACCCUGCGACGGUGACACCGCCGAUGCUUGAGUACCUGGCCGGCCUGCAGACGGUAGUGGAACAGAUGAGCGGACAAGAUGUUCGGACGUGUAUCUUUGCGACAUGUGCAGCAACAGCCGUUGGGCACAAAAUGGUCUCGGCCACUGUGCUGGUCGAGUCGACGGAGGUUGCGUCUGCGAUUUUCUAUACAGCCCCUGCUCCUAGCACGAGCACUCCGGCGGCACCGAUCAAGACCCCGGAGGCGACUUUGCCAACACCGCCCGCCCCAACGGAGCAGGCAUCUACAGCUGAGAAUUCUCCUUCCACCGAGCAGCAGCAACCCUCACCGGUGCCCGAGGAGCCAGUGGUGUCUUCGCCACCGCAAGAUUCUCCUGGAAACACCGUCAUCUCCACAAGUGUCGGCGGUACGGGAGCGGCGGAGACAACAUUCGUCCGUACGACAACCAUCGAUGGACAAGCCCAGGAACAAACCGUGAUAUCGCCGGCGCCCAUCGCUACGCCGCCUCCGGGAGAGGUUACACUCAUACGAGAGGUCACCUCAGACGGACAGGUUUACACGGAGACCAUCGUCUCCGUAUCGGCUCCUCCCAAUGUCCAAGCGUCAGAGGCCACCAUUCUGACGACAAUCACGGGGCCCGACGGGGCAUCAUCCACUCUGACCUUUAUUUCCAUCUCCAACGGCGGCGCGGUCCCACAGCCCUCCGAGGUAACACUUGUGAGAACGACGACAUCGAAUGGCGCCCAGGUGGUCCAAACCAUCGUUUCCAUUGCCACACCAAAUCAGGGCGGCGGCGGCUCAGGAGAUGGGGUCACCGGGGUGGCGCAGCAAACCAACGUCCCGGCCCAGACAACGCUUACCAGAACGAUCGUCUCCAAUGGACAGACAUAUGUACAGACGGUCGUCUCGCCCAUCGAAACGGGCAGUUCAUCCGGCGAGACCACAUUCGUCAGAACAGCCACCUCAGACGGCGAGACAUACGUGCAGACUGUUGUGUCGCAGCUUCCCAGCGGUGGUGCAGAUGGUAACGAGGCUGGGGCGGGGACAAAGACAUCUUCGACAAGUGGCUCGACGGGUUCGAUCUACACGGGGCCAGCCGUUGUGGGCGGAGCAGCUGCACAAAGCAGUUGCAUUGUCAGAACACCUCGCGAAAUGGCCAGCAACGAGUUAUAUCAGUACUCUCUUGCCCUCGGCCUGAUGGAUGGCGUGGCGGAUAAAGGCCUGUCUAUCUCCGAGUACCUCAAACAUGGCGAUCACGGACUCGGCACCUUUCGCUUCAUGAACGGUGAGAUGAUCGUUGUCGAUGGUGAAGCCUACCAGAUGCUCGCCGAUGGCUCCAUCAGAAAGCUGGACCCAGACGGCGACGCCAUUCAUCCGUUUGCCCAGAUCACGCGUUUCAAACCCGAGAUUUCCGCAAGGGCCGUGGUCCCCAGCAAGGAGGAGCUGAAUGACAUCGUCAGCGGUCUCGUGCCGGGCGCCAAGAAUCAUCACCUAGCGAUGCGCCUGGACGGCCUCUUCAAGUCCGUCACGGUCCGCACGGCCGCAGGCCAGACGGAACCGCGCCAGCCCUUGAUCGAGGUCGGCAAGAACCAGGUUGCGUUUACCUUCGAAAAUGUGCGCGGUACCCUAAUCGGCUUCCGACAGCCUCAUUACAUGCAAGGGAUAGGAGUUGCUGGUGAUCAUCUGCAUUUCAUCACAGAAGACCGGGAACGCGGUGGCCAUGUCCUGGCAUUGGAGAGCGAUGGCGACUUGGAGGUGAAAGCGGCGCAGAUGUUCAAGAUGACGCUGGAACUGCCCAAGGGCGACGAAGAAUUUAAUGAGGCGAAACUACUUGGCAAUCACAAGGACUUGGAGACAGUGGAGGGUUGA
This is a messenger RNA of Diaporthe amygdali, 2364 nucleotides long. RefSeq names its product lpha-acetolactate decarboxylase. Gene Ontology annotation, biological process: acetoin biosynthetic process. Bases 1 to 2364 code for a protein of 787 amino acids. Gene Ontology annotation, molecular function: acetolactate decarboxylase activity. The transcript is spliced from 4 exons. The record is from RefSeq and is a predicted model, not a curated record. NCBI's taxonomy places the organism in Eukaryota, Fungi, Ascomycota, Sordariomycetes, Diaporthales, Diaporthaceae.